GGAGUAGUCGCAAAAUAUAAAGUCUUAUUUGAAGUGCACCAAAACAAAAUUCCAAAAUGGUGAAGAUCAAAUGCUUGACAAACACGGAAACGUGUGAAACGAAUCAGACAUUCAUACAACAGAUUAAUGACGAGCUGGAACCACUGAAAACGUCAUUUAUCUGGAUGAUGAUCGCAUUGAUUGUCGCCAUAUUGUGGGUCCUCUACAUCACUUACUAUAAUUCAAGGAUGUUUGGCGCCCUUGUCAGUGUUAUACUAAACAGAUUUGUCAAAAAAGGACAUAUACAAUUUGGUUCACUUUCAUUUUCUGUGUUGACUGGGAAGGUUAUGUUCCGAGACGUUCGUUAUAUAACAGAAGACUUUGCUAUAAGAGCCUUAGAUGGUUGGAUGAUAUUUAUGUGGUGGCGUCCUUAUGU
Molecule: messenger RNA, 415 nt
Organism: Owenia fusiformis
Lineage: Eukaryota; Metazoa; Annelida; Polychaeta; Sabellida; Oweniidae
Source: the annotation of a GenBank genome assembly